Molecule: messenger RNA, 552 nt
Organism: Alnus glutinosa
Lineage: Eukaryota; Viridiplantae; Streptophyta; Magnoliopsida; Fagales; Betulaceae
Exons: 4
Coding region: 1-429 (142 amino acids)
Source: RefSeq, a predicted model, not a curated record
AUGAAAGCAGGCAAAACUGCAAAGGAACUUGCCGAUUUGCAAGAUGAGAAUUUGAAAGACAAUAUCGUGCCAAAAGAAAUCGAAGCAAUUGUUUCCAGAGAAUAUGUCUUCCAAUUGAAACUCAAUGAAUAUAAUUUGAAAAAAGGUUGGGAAAAUUAUACUGUUUAUAGAAUCUUUGAAGCGCAAGUUGCAAAAGAAGCUAACAUCCAUAAGGAAACUCCAAUUGUAAAGAUUAGGGGCUCUAGCUCCAAACAAGAAGAGGAAUAUGACGUUGUUAGCCAAACAAUAGAGAACGAACAAAUGUUUAGUAAAGAUUCUUCCUUGCAUUCUUCCCUACCUAUAGAAGACACAGAGUCGGAUGAUGAUUCAAUACCUCUCAAGUUUCUUUACAAGCGAUUCAAAACUACUAAGAAGAAGACUUAUCAUUAAUUGAUUUGCUCCAAAAUUAAUGUCUACAAAUGAACUCCUGUUUAUAUUUUUAUGUGCAGUUUGUAUUCUACAAUAUUUAUAAUAUUGACAAUAUAAUAUUUGGCUUAAUAUUUGGUUUAUUAA